AUGAGCGAGGAUAAGGAUAUAGGAUGGAUGUACCAGGGAGCGAAAGCUCUUGUGAACCGGGAAGACUAUCUGCUUGGAAAAAAGAUCGACAAGAAUUUCGAGAAGUAUUCUGAUGCCGUGAAUGAACAGAAACCAGAGGCUUUGGAUGCGCUUCUACAUACACGAACUGUGGUCAAGGCUCAGCCGUCUGCGGUUAAGACAAGUGUUUUGGAGACUUACGUUGUCGCUACCGAAGACCCUCUCGUUGCCGUCAAGGUAAAAGAAGAGACCCGUCGUCGUGAAGUAAUGGAAAACCCGCUCAUGAAGCUAAAGUUUCAAAAAAUGCUAAAAGAAAUGAUGGAAUUAAAAAGGGACAAGACAGAGAAGAAGAAAAAGAAAAAGAAGAAGAAGGAUUCCGAACAUGGUGACAAGAAGAAGAAAAAAAGGAAGUCACGCGAUUCGACGGAGGGAAGUUUUGUUUCUGGUGCCAAAGUCGCGAAGAAAGCUUCACGUCAACAGAGAAACGACUCCUCCUCUCCAUCUGAUACUGACUCAGACUCUAGAUCUCAUAAUACCAAGAAGCACUCACGCAAGAACAGUGAUGCAAAAAGUCUAAAAGAACAUGAAGACCGUUCCUCUUCACAUCACAAAGAGAGGAGAACUCAUCGACGCAGUUCCAGAUCAAACUCGAGAUCACCUUCCCUCAAUUGUAACGAAAGAGCGCGUAGCACAUCACAUUCUGAAAGCGUCAAACGUCGUAGGGGAAGUUCGUCCUCUUCCAGAGCUGGAAGUGUGGCUAAACAUCGCCGAGAAAGGCAACCUGUUGAAGAUGAAAGAAAUUCGAGGCGGAGAUCUCCUUCUCGCAAUGAAUUUGUUUUAACUAGAGAUCGUAGUCGUAACAGAAAGAAGUCUAGAUCAUCAGAACGGCGGAGGAGCCCGGAGGUUUCUCGUAGAAGACGACGAACCCCUUCACCGACACGUUCCAGACGGAGGUCAUACAGUCGGGACAAGAGACGCGAGAACUCUUCCUCAUCAUCACCUAGGAGAAAAAGAGAAAGGGAUUCUUCAAGAACACGAAAUGAUUUGCCAUCGAGUUCUAGGAAGAAAAAAGGAGCUCGUCGUAGCCACAGUCGUUCGUCAUCAGCAGACGCCAUCAGACGGAGCUCACGGUCUCCACACACAAAACUGAGAGACAAAGCAGACCUCAGUCCGAAACCAUCAACUUCAAGUUCACGUCUAAGGGAUUCGAAAAAUGAAUCGAAAGCUCAUUCAACGCGUACUACGAGAGAAAAGGAAACUUCUAGCGACUCUUCAGAAUCCUCAACUAGUCCAAUGACAGUAAAGACAACCAGCAACCACGUGGAGCAUGCUAGUUCUUCUCGAGAAAAACAUGAAGAAGUGAAGCAGUCUCGGACGUUCGACUCGCACAUUCCAGAACAUCUUAGACCAAAGGAAUCGGAGGCUGAUUCUGAUCAGGAAGAAAUCGAAGAUAGGUAUGACUUCGAGGAUAGGGAGCGCAAGAAACGUUUCGAGGGCUUUGGCCUUGUUGGGGUUAAAAAGAAAUCAGAUGAAGCAGCAAGCGGCGCUGAAAAUCCUUAUGAGCUGUCACGGAAGCCUUCUCUACCAGUGUAUAAGAAACCUGUAAAUCGGCGCCCUUUAACUGAAGAAGAGAAACAGGAAAGGUUACGAGAGAUGGAGCAGAAUGCUGCCUGGAGGCAAGAAACACGUAUCUCCAAUCUGAAGCGAGCUCGACUGGCUGACGAAAAGGAAGCUGAGGAGGAAACUAAUGAGAAAGCUCCUAGUUUUAUCAGGAGUCAACUUAACAGUGCUGCCUCUGAUCUUACCGUCGAGCAACGAUUGCAGAGUAAUAAAAAAUCACUUCAACGUUCGCACGGUGCAGCAAAUUUAUUGGAGAUGUUUGGAGCCAUCGCUUUGUCGUUGCUGAUAGGCGCAACUAUUGCUGCUGAUGUGAGCGACUGGAAAACAGGCGAAGUCACCGGCGAGGUCGUCGAGGGAAGAAAGGACUUCCCAUGUUACUCACUUUCUCGGGAUAACUAUACUUGUAGUGCAUGUAUUCAACUACACGAUUCAUGUGCAUGGUGUGGUGCUCCUCUUUUUGAUGCAAAGAAGCAGUAUGCAAGAUGCGACAAUCGAGCCAGACUUCUUGAACAUGGUUGCCCAGAGUCGCAUAUUGAAGACCCCCAAACAGUUCUUGAAGUGGAAAGGGACGAACCGUUGUCCGACAAGGGGCAAGUCGAGAACGAAGAUGAUGCAGUUCAACUGAAACCACAGGAGAUGUUUGUCGAGAUCAGACCGAAAUCACGCGUCCGUUUCAAUGUAACUUACCGCCAAGCCGUGGACUAUCCUGUUGAUCUUUAUUAUCUUAUGGAUUUGUCUUAUUCAAUGAAGGACGACAAGCAGAAGCUUUCUGAGCUGGGAGAUUUGCUUGCUGUUCGCAUGCGCAACAUCACUAAGAAUUUCCGGCUCGGUUUUGGCUCCUUCAUCGACAAAAAAUUGAUGCCUUUCAUUGAUCCAAGAAUCGAAAAGCAAAAGUCUCCGUGUGCUGAACCCUGUGCUGAGCCAUAUGGAUUUAAACAUCAGAUGACUCUUACCACUAACACCGAGAAGUUCAAGGCUGAAGUAGACAAAGCAGAGAUUUCUGGUAAUCUGGAUGCACCUGAAGGUGGUUUCGAUGCGGUUGUACAGGCUCUGGCGUGUAACAGUAAAAUUGGCUGGAGAGAGCGUGCUCGUAAAAUGAUUGUCUUUUCUACUGAUGCUGGGUUCCAUUUUGCUGGAGACGGAAGGUUAGCGGGCGUCGUGGAACCGAAUGAUGGAGAAUGCCACCUUGACCGUGAUGGGUAUUACACAGAAACUCUUAAGCAGGACUAUCCAUCGAUUGCUCUCCUCCAUCAAAUGAUCAAGGAUAGGAAAGCAAAUAUAAUUUUUGCUGUUACAAAGGGAAAUCAUGAUUUGUAUACACAGCUCUCCGAUUCCCUCCCUGAUGUGUCGUCAUCUGUCGGUAUUCUUGAAACUGAUUCACGAAACAUUGUCGACUUGAUUGAAGGAGAAUACCUGAAAAUCAGUGAGAAAAUCAUCAUGGUAGACAAUGCCAAUGCCAGCGAUGGUCUGAAGAUUACAUAUCGUAGUAUGUGUCUUGAUGGAACUACGCUCCGUGACACGAACGUCUGUGAAGGUAUCCGUGUAGGGGAUGAAGUACAAUUUGAAGUGACUCUCGAAGCAACUCAUUGCGUUGAGAAGAGAGAUUUCGUGUUACGCAUCGGGCCUUCUGGAUUAGACGAAACACUUAUUGUCAACGUGAAGGUCCUCUGUGACUGCGACUGUGAACAGGAGGAUCGCAUAGUUGAAAAUGCUGAAGAAUGUCACGGUGGCGAUAUGGUAUGCGGCGUUUGUCGUUGCAAAGGUGGUAACGUAGGUCGCUACUGUGAAUGCAAUCGUCCAGGAAUGAGCACGGCUGCGCUGAAUGAGAAGUGCAAACGCACCAAUGAGUCAGCAAUCUGCGAAGGACGUGGAGUAUGUAACUGCGGCCGUUGCGAAUGUAAUCCUCGCCAGAACCCCGAGGAACAAAUUUCUGGAGAAUUCUGCGAGUGCGAUAAUUUCAACUGUCCUCGUCAUGAUCGCAAAAUUUGUGCCGAACAUGGAGAAUGUAAUUGUGGACAAUGCAUCUGUGCGCCAGGGUGGACAGGCAGAGCAUGUGAAUGUCCAAUUAGCCAGGACUCCUGUAUGUCGGCGAAUGGUAAGAUAUGUAACGGCAAAGGAGAGUGCAUUUGUGGACGUUGCCGUUGCUUCGAUGGUCCUGACGGGAACCGUUACUCGGGUGCCAAAUGCGAGAUCUGCCCAACUUGUCCCACGAAAUGUAUCGAGUACAAGCCAUGCGUUAUGUGUCAACAAUGGGGAACUGGUCCGUACGAUGAAGAGCGCUGCGCGGAGUGUCCCUUUAAAGUUAUUCCUGUCGAAGAGCUACCUGAGUUGAACGAAACGACUGCCUGUCAGUUUGUUGAUCCAGCUGAUGACUGCACAUUCUACUACUUAUACUAUUAUGACGAAGCUACGGACAAUGCUACUGUUUGGGUUCGCGAACAUAAAGAUUGCCCGCCUCCUGUGCCAGUUUUAGCGAUAGUGCUAGGUGUGAUAGCAGGAAUUGUGAUCCUCGGACUAAUUCUCCUUCUCGUGUGGAAACUGCUCACUGUUCUGCACGACCGCGCAGAGUACGCGAAAUUUAACAACGAGCGACUUAUGGCCAAAUGGGACACGAAUGAGAAUCCUAUCUACAAACAAGCCACUACCACGUUCAGGAAUCCCGUUUAUGCUGGCAACAAAAAUAAGGGAUUAUAG
Molecule: messenger RNA, 4332 nt
Organism: Necator americanus (New World hookworm)
Lineage: Eukaryota; Metazoa; Nematoda; Chromadorea; Rhabditida; Ancylostomatidae
Exons: 33
Coding region: 1-4332 (1443 amino acids)
Biological process (GO): cell migration; integrin-mediated signaling pathway; cell-matrix adhesion
Cellular component (GO): integrin complex; focal adhesion; U2-type spliceosomal complex
Molecular function (GO): integrin binding
Source: RefSeq, a predicted model, not a curated record